AGAGGCCCAUAGAAAACGAAACAACAGACAGCAACAGCAGCAAUUCUGAGAACGGACAGGAAUCGGUAGCAACUAUUAGUUAUUAUCAGCAGUAGCAGCAGCAGAAGCAGCAGCACAACAACCACAAAAUGAAUAAAACAGCACAAUUCGAAGCUCCGCUGACCAUUGAGCCAGAGCAUGAGUUGCGCUUUGUUGGUCCUUUCAAUCGACCAGUGGUGACAAUCAUGACCUUGAAAAACAAUUCGGCCAGGACACUGGUCUUCAAAAUUAAGACCACCGCUCCGAAGCGCUAUUGUGUACGUCCCAAUAUUGGAAGGAUUGCGUCUUAUCGUACGACGCAGGUGGAAAUUUGCCUGCAGCCUUUUAUGUACGAUCAGCAGGAGAAGAACAAGCACAAGUUCAUGGUGCAAAGCGUGCUGGCACCGCCCGAAGCCGAUUUGACUGAUUUAAACAAGUUGUGGAAGGAAUUGGAACCUGAACAGCUUAUGGAUGCCAAGCUUAGGUGCGUAUUCGAAAUGCCGCCCAUGGAGGACAAUGCAGAGAAUAAUAGUGGUAGUGGCGCCGUCGGCGUCAGCGGUGCCGGCUCGGCCAGUGCCGGCGGCAGCGUGGGCACCAAUGCGCCGGCAUCUCUCAGCUCUGGUGAGGCGCUCAAAAGCGAUAUAACUGUGCCGUCCGCUCCGAUGAAUUUUAACGAUGCGGAAUAUGCCGCAGCCCUGGCGGCUGAGCUUAAGGAGAUACGCGAUAUGAAUGGGGAACUGCGAAAAGAGAAUCUACAUUUGAAGGAUCAAAUCACACGCUAUCGUAGCUCUCCGGCCGCCAAGCAGAUCAAUGAGCCCUAUGCUCCGGUUCUGGCUGAGAAACAGAUUCCGAUCUUUUAUAUAGCCAUUGCAAUUGCUGCCGCCUUUUUUGGUCUGUUGCUGGGCAAGUUUUACCUCUAAAUGCCAUAACAACAACAACAACAGCAACAACAACUAUAACAACAACGAACA
This is a messenger RNA of Drosophila arizonae, 989 nucleotides long. It is a transcript of the gene Vap33, whose product is annotated as VAMP-associated protein 33kDa. Gene Ontology annotation, cellular component: plasma membrane; endoplasmic reticulum membrane. NCBI's taxonomy places the organism in Eukaryota, Metazoa, Arthropoda, Insecta, Diptera, Drosophilidae. Gene Ontology annotation, biological process: endoplasmic reticulum membrane organization. The record is from RefSeq and is a predicted model, not a curated record. Gene Ontology annotation, molecular function: FFAT motif binding.